Scylla paramamosain (green mud crab) is the source of this 4345-nucleotide messenger RNA. RefSeq names its product transmembrane GTPase Marf-like (gene Marf). Gene Ontology annotation, molecular function: GTP binding; GTPase activity. The record is from RefSeq and is a predicted model, not a curated record. NCBI's taxonomy places the organism in Eukaryota, Metazoa, Arthropoda, Malacostraca, Decapoda, Portunidae. Gene Ontology annotation, cellular component: mitochondrial outer membrane. Gene Ontology annotation, biological process: mitochondrial fusion; mitochondrion localization.
AAGAAAGUAAAUACCCCAGCGGUCUCUGAUCAGAUGUUUUGGUCGUCGGCAAGGAAAAGUGCGCACUAGUUUGUACAAUUUUGCUGAUUUCCCCUGUGUGGCUUCACCUGGCGGCGGGAGGAGCGAGGACCAGCAGUCCUGGAGGAGGAUUUGUUAGCCAUGUCCAGUGCCCUCAACCGAUCUGUGUCCUCCACCCCCUCCCCCCACUCCAUGCCCCCCCUGGUGAAUGGUGGGGGCGGUGGGGGGCUGGGGCAGGGGGGUGGCGGGAGUCCUGGGGUCACGCCAUUUGUUAAGGGAUGCCACACCCCUCCUCACCCCUUCAGAUAUUUGUUCGCGCCAAGAAAAAGAUCAACGACAUUUAUCAAGAGGUGGAGGAAUAUGUUGGAGAGGCCCUGCUGUUCCUGGAAGGGUCGAACCAGGGUGGCAAGCUGCUGGCACUCACGGAGGAGAUGGAGGCAGUGAAGGGCCCACAGUGCAAGGUGGCCGGCAUCAAGGAGGUGCUGGCUAGAGACCACAUGAAGGUGGCUUUCUUCGGCCGAACCUCCAACGGGAAGAGCACAGUUAUAAACGCCAUGAUGGGUGACAAGAUUCUACCCUCCGGCAUUGGCCACACCACAAACUGUUUCCUGCAGGUGGAGGGCGUGGAGGGCAACGAGCCUUACCUAACUACAGAGGGGUCCACAGAGAAGCAGAGUAUUAAGGGUAUUGGACAGUUGGCGCACGCACUUUGUAAUAACAGGCUCGGGGACUCCACCUUAGUUCGAAUCCAUUGGCCGAAGUCGAGGUGCCCGCUGCUCAGAGAUGACGUGGUUCUGGUCGACUCGCCGGGCAUUGAUGUCUCAGAAAGCCUGGACGACUGGAUUGACAAGCACUGUCUCGAUGCUGAUGUCUUUGUGCUGGUGGCCAACUCUGAGUCAACGCUCAUGAAUACUGAAAAGAAUUUCUUCCACAAAGUGUCUUCGCGCCUGUCCAAGCCCAACAUAUUCAUUCUGCAGAACCGUUGGGACAUGGCUGCCUCAGAACCAGAAUUCUUGAAUGAGCCUAACACAGAGCAGAGUGAGGUCCGCAAGCAGCACAUGGAGAGAACGACGGCAUUUCUCGUCGACGAACUGAAGGUGGUCGGAUCAGGGCAGGCUGGACAGCGUAUUUUCUUCGUGUCAGCUAAAGAAGCGUUGCACCAGAGACUCGGUGAAGCCAAGGGUGUGCCUGUCAAUUCAGCUGGUCUCCCGGAGGGCUUCACCAGUCGUUACUUCGAGUUUCAAGAUUUUGAGCGUAAAUUUGAAGAGUGUAUUUCGAAAACUGCUGUCAUUACCAAGUUCGACCAACACACCCGCCGGGGGCAAGACCAUCGUCAGGUGUGUGUCGAGGUGGGUCACUGUGUGGGGGGGGUAAUGGAGAGGGCAGCAGAAUUAAGGUCAGAGCGACUCAGACUGAGAGAUGACCUUUGGGCUCGUCUUGACCACACCGAGGAGAGGCUACAUGACCUGACCUCGCAAAUGAAAGAGAAAAUUUGCUCCAUUGUCGAAGAUGUGGAGAGAAGGGUCUCCAACGCACUCAACGAGGAGAUUCGACGCCUGUCAGUCCUAGUGGAUGAGUUUUCCGAGCCCUUCCACCCUGAUCCACUCGUUCUUACGGUGUACAAGAGAUCCCUACACACCCACGUGGAGGCUGGCUUGGGCUCGAACCUCCGUGCUCGGCUGUCCUCCGCCCUCGCGCUGAAUAUUGAGAGUUCACAACAGGAAAUGACCAACCGCAUGCUGUCACUGCUGGGGUCAGAGAAGCGAGAGAUGGCCGCCACACUGCUGCCACGUCGCGAGCCCUUCGAGGUGCUGUAUCGCUUGAACUGUGAAAACCUUUGUGCCGACUUCCAGGAGGACAUUGAAUUUAAGUUCUCCCUGGGCCUGGUGGCGCUGGUGCAGAGGCUCAUGGGUAAAGCCAGCAGCCGCAUCCUUAACUCUCGGCACAAGGAGCAGGUGCCCCGCAGUGUGCCCAUGACCCCCAUGACGCCCAGCAAUGAACCAGCCUUCCCCACGGCACAGGAUGACUGGUCCAUCAUUAGUCGGUUCGCUGUGGCUGCUGUUGGUUCUCAGGGCACCAUGGGCCUGGCUCUUGCCCUCGGACUGCUCUUUAAGACAGUCGGAUGGCGCCUCCUAGUCCUCACGGGGGGCAUGUAUGGGUGCCUAUACGCUUACGAACGACUGACGUGGACAAACAAGGCUCGAGAGAGGACCUUCAAGAAACAGUACGUCGGUCACGCAACUCGGAAACUGAGGCUUAUUGUCGAUUUGACGUCCCACAAUUGCUCUCACCAAGUCCAGCAAGAGCUGAGUGGUACCUUUGCCCGCCUGUGCCGCCUGGUGGACGAGAGCACAAGCGAGAUGCAGCGGAACGUGCGCACGCUGGAGAGAGAGGCGGGACAGCUGGAGGAGGCAGCUGCGGCGGCCAAGAAACUGCGUAACAAGUCCCACUAUUUAGCGAGUGAGCUGGAGGUCUUUCAGCAGACUUACCUGGCCACUGAGGAGUGAGAGGAAGUGGGAGACUGUAGCCAUGCUGUUUGUAAGGGUGAAGGUAUAGGAGCGAGGGGAGAGAAGGGAGGAGGAAGAGGAGGCGUACGAGAGGUGCGGAGAGAACGUAAAUUGUAAAGAUGAAAGAGGAGAUAAGGAAGAAGAGGAGAAAGGAGGAAGAAUGAAGAGAAGGAAGAGAUAGGAGGAAUUAAGAUAGAAAGAAGGAAGAUUAGGAAAUGGUUGUAGUGAGGUUGUAAUAAGGAAGGGAAGAAGAAGAAGAAGAAGAAGAAGAAGAAGAAGAAGGAAGAGGAGGAGGAGGAGACAAGAAUAAUGUUUCAUGUUUUGUACUUUAUUGUUCUUUGAGAGAGAGAGAGAGAGAGAGAGAGAGAGAGAGAGAGAGAGAGAGAGAGAGAGAGAGAUAUUAAUGUUACUUAGAUUAAUUAGUGUGUGUGUGUGUGUGUGUGUGUGUGUGUGUGUGUGUCUGUGUCUGUCUGUCUGUGUCUCUGUCUGUCUGUCUGUCUGUCUGUCUGUCUGUCUGUCUGUCUGUCUGUCUGUCUGUCUGUCUCAAUUGCAGCUUGGAAACAUUCUCUCUCUCUCUCUCUCUCUCUCUCUCUCUCUCUCUCUCUCUCUCUCUCUCUCUCUCUCUCUCUCUCUCUCUCUCUCUCUCUCUCUCUCUCUCUCUCUCUCUCUCUCUCUCUCUCUCUCUCUCUCUCUCUCUCUCUGCUUGUAACUUCUAAUCACACACACACACACACACACACACACACACACACACACACACACACACACACACACUUAACCAGUCUCAAUAUAUAUAUAAAAUAGAUGAUAUGUUUGCUAAUAAUGUUAAAUUGUUGAAUAUAAAUCAGUUGUUUAUAUAUGAGAGAGAGAGAGAGAGAGAGAGAGAGAGAGAGAGAGGUAGUAGGUAAGAUAAUAGUGAUGAUAAUAAUAAUAAUAAUAAUAAAACAUUUGCCUAUAUUAUGAAAGACAUUUUAAUCAUUGCUUUUAAAUCUCUCUCUCUCUCUCUCUCUCUCUCUCUCUCUCUCUCUCUCUCUCUCUCUCUCUCUCUCUCUCUCUCUCUCUCUCUCUCUCUCUCUCUCUCUCUCUCUCUCUCUCUCUCUCUCUCAGUACCUUACAAAUAAUAUGAACAGUACUAAUACAUUUUUUCACACACACACACACACACACACACACACACACACACACACACACACACACACACACAUAUUUUUACUUAGACUAAUAUAAUGUUAGUAAAUAUAAGAAUAAUUUAUCUUUUAUUUUUUGUAGGAAAUUGUUUAUUUAAAUGUUUUAUUUUUCAUUGUAUAGAUUUUUAUUAGUGUGUGUGUGUAUGUAUGUGUGUGUGUGUGUGUGUGUGUGUGUGUGUGUGUGUGUGUGUGUGUGUGUACCUAGUUAUAUAUAUAUAGAAUCUUACCUUGAUGCGUGUAUGUAUGUAUGUAUGUAUGUAUGUAUGUAUGUAUGUAUACCAGAAAGUACACAGCAAUCCAUCAAGCUUGUGUACGUAUGCAUGUGUGUGUGUGCGUACGUGCGUGUAUGUAUGUAUGUAUGUGUGUGUGUGUGUGUGUGUGUGUGUGUGUGUGUGUGUGUGUAGAGGUUGUACAUAUUGUUACAUACAUACACACUGUAAAGACUUUAGGUACACAAGGGUCAGAUUAAGUAAAGUAUAUAUGUAGUAGUGACCCUUAAGUUCCCUAAUACUGGUAGCUGUGCCGUGAUUGGUCGAUGUCUUUGUUUACAUUCAACGCAACUCUCCGAUUGGUUCGAAGGAUUUAUUUAUUUUAUUUUUUUCGGGUAAGUCUUAAAUAAAUUGUGGGUAAUGA